AUGUCUAAAUUGCUGACUCCUUAUCGCCAGCUCGCUCCGGCUGCUGCCGUCAGGGUUUCUCCCGUGUGCUUGGGAUCUAUGACAUUUGGUAAUCAGCAUCUCGAAACUUAUGGUGAGUGCUCUGAUGAUACUGCCUAUAAGAUUCUCGAUUACUUCUAUGAAAAUGGUGGAAAUUUUAUUGAUACUUCUAACACCUAUCAAGACGGUGAAUCAGAAGUCCUAUUAGGUAAAUGGAUGGCUUCCAGAAAAAAUAAAGACGAGAUUGUCCUAGCUACAAAGUAUUCAAGUCCGUACGAUUUUGAUUGUAAUAUCAAGGUUAACGUUGUAGGCAACAAUGCAAAAUCUAUGAAGUUAUCUCUUAUGAGAAGUCUUAAUAGACUUCAGACUUCAUACAUUGACUUGUUCUACGUUCACUGGUGGGACUAUACUACCUCGAUUCCCGAAUUGAUGCUUGCCUUGAACGACUUAGUCGUUUCCGGUAAGGUGAUCUACCUCGGUAUCUCAGAUGCACCAGCAUGGAUUGUUACAAAGGCAAACGAGUAUGCUCGCGCUCACGGUCUUCGUCAAUUCUCGGUCUACCAGGGAUACUGGAAUGCAGCUUUUCGUGAUUUUGAGAGAGACAUUAUUCCAAUGUGCGCUGCAGAAGGCAUGGCUAUGUGCCCAUAUGGAACUUUGAAUCAGGGCAGAUUUCAGACCGAAGAGGUAUUCAAAGAACGUGAAAAAAACAAUCCAGGCCGUAAGUUCGCUGCGCUCUCUCAGCGUGACAAAGAUGUGUCGAAGUGCUUGGAAAAGGUAGCAAAGUCGAAGGGAGUCACUCUUUUCACUGUUGCUUUGUCAUAUAUCCUUCACAGGGCUCCGUACGUGUUUCCUAUUAUUGGGGCUCGUAAGGUUGAACAUGUUAAGGGUAAUCUUCCCGCUUUAAAGUUAGCGCUAACUCCAGAAGAAAUCGAGGAGAUCGAUUCCGCUUACUUAUUUGAUCAUGGAUUUCCCCACACAUUUUUGAGCGGCACCCUAUUCAAUGGUGAAAAAUCAAGAGGAGCCUCUGGCCCUGGUGACGUGUGCUUAACUAAAGUGUUUGCGGAGAAGCUGGCUUGGGUUGAAAAGCAAAAGCCUAUCCCUCCUGAAGAUGAAUGA
Messenger RNA from Brettanomyces nanus, 1134 nucleotides. RefSeq lists its product as uncharacterized. The record is from RefSeq and is a predicted model, not a curated record. The coding region runs from base 1 to 1134 and encodes 377 amino acids. The transcript has a single exon. NCBI's taxonomy places the organism in Eukaryota, Fungi, Ascomycota, Pichiomycetes, Pichiales, Pichiaceae.